This is a messenger RNA of Plasmopara halstedii, 471 nucleotides long. RefSeq lists its product as uncharacterized. NCBI's taxonomy places the organism in Eukaryota, Oomycota, Peronosporomycetes, Peronosporales, Peronosporaceae. The transcript has a single exon. Bases 1 to 471 code for a protein of 156 amino acids. The record is from RefSeq and is a predicted model, not a curated record.
AUGCUGAUCGAAGUGAAGAAGGUGGUGAAAGCAGGCUCCGGCUUCCAGGCUUUGUCGGAACUGAUCGCACUGGAUUUCCUCGUCGAUGACCCAGUGAUGGCACUGCUAACCAACUUGACUGACCAUUGGCAGUUCUUCUGGGUUUCCGAGAAGAACAACAGCUAUGUCAUCAUCCAGACAACGACCGUAACCGAACCAGGCGCAGCUUUUGCCGUGAUCAGGACGCUACUUGCGCAGUCACCAAUUGGUGAUGCAGAUAUCACUCUUCCAUGCUUUGAAGAACCCAUGAAGCGACGCAAGCUGGUGAAGAUGUUGCCGACAAUCAGCGAAGGGGGGGACAGCAGCGGCAUACGUGCCGCCAUCGAACGAUACUAUGAUAUCGCAAGCGUGCUGGGUCCUGACAUUGACAUGGCGCGUGCUGCGGCUAACCAAAUUGCUCGAACUAUUCCCGUGUUCAGUUAUUACACCUGA